UAUUUAUAAACGUAACCUUUUCCCUCGCUGAACUGAGAUUGUAAAAAUCAAAAGCAAAUCUGAGAGAGAGAGAGAGAAUGGAGGGAUCGGAUAUGGAAGCCAAGGACGACGCUCUGAAAUCGAAGACUGUAGUUCGCUGUGCCAAAGCCGCGUUCCUGCUAUCUGCGCUCAAAUCGCUCCCAAAUCGCUACGUAAAUUCUACAAUCGACGAUCAACACGAGGAAGUGAAGCUGAUGAGGAGAGAAAUCGGAGAGCUGAAGAUGGAAUUGGCGAGGGAGCGCUUGAAGAACAGGAGAAUCAAGCUGUGCGGCUUGAUGGAGGUCGUUCUUGAGGUCGCCGUGGUUCUGUGUGUUUCCACUUUCUUCUUGAUGCUCUCGCGCGCUCAAUCUCGCUGAGCUCUGAUGUGACGGCCAUCUGUAUUCGAUCGUUGGUAUUUGAUUCUACUACAAUGAGCUACUCCAUCUACUUAGCAAGGUCCAUUCAGGUCGUAGCAAUUAUAGAUAUUUGAUUACUCACGAAAAAAAAAAUUAUAGAAAUUUGAUUGAUUUCCUGAAAAAUGACAGAAACUGUGGCUCUGCUUCAAUGUAUGUUUUCCUUGCAAUCAACAAGGGUGAACGAUGUCGUUUAGAGAUGCCUAGUCAAUUUCCCUCGCUGUAUCGAGGUGCUUAUAGUCAAUCUCUCAGGCUUAGCAUUGUCUGUCAAACCUGCAAGUCUCGACUCUUCAUCGAGUUUGUGUAGCUCAUCGUUUUUCUCUUCA
This is a messenger RNA of Alnus glutinosa, 757 nucleotides long. RefSeq lists its product as uncharacterized. Lineage: Eukaryota; Viridiplantae; Streptophyta; Magnoliopsida; Fagales; Betulaceae. Bases 78 to 395 code for a protein of 105 amino acids. The record is from RefSeq and is a predicted model, not a curated record. The transcript is spliced from 2 exons.